Molecule: messenger RNA, 2455 nt
Organism: Salvia miltiorrhiza (redroot sage)
Lineage: Eukaryota; Viridiplantae; Streptophyta; Magnoliopsida; Lamiales; Lamiaceae
Product: DEAD-box ATP-dependent RNA helicase 17
Exons: 10
Coding region: 140-1933 (597 amino acids)
Biological process (GO): ribosome biogenesis
Cellular component (GO): nucleus
Molecular function (GO): RNA helicase activity; nucleic acid binding; ATP binding
Source: RefSeq, a predicted model, not a curated record
GUAUCGAUACGGGCAUGAAAGCCCAAGUUUUAUGAAUUGCAGAAUGUGCUGCUAACAGCUAACCCUCUUAAACCCUAACACUAGAAGGAAUCAAAGAAAAUCCCCAAUUUUGGUGUAGAAAAUUGAUUCAAUUUGAGAAAUGGAGCUCGAUGCCAAGAGUAAUGGUAGAAAAGUGAAAUCAGAAAGCAAGAAUUCUUCGGAGGUUUUCGCUUCCUGUUCAUUCUCCAGUCUCGGCCUCCACCCCGCGUUAUGCGACCAACUCAAAGAGAGGCUGGGGUUCGAGGGCCCGACGCUGGUUCAAGCGCAGGCGAUUCCCGUCGUACUAUCCGGCCGACACGUGCUUGUAAAUGCCGCUACCGGCACUGGAAAAACAGUGGCCUAUCUGGCUCCAAUAAUUCAUAUGCUGCAGAGUUAUGAUGAAAGAAUUGAGCGUGCAGAUGGCACUUUUGCGUUGGUCCUUGUACCAACGCGCGAAUUAUGCAUGCAGGUAUAUGAGAUUUUGCAGAAGUUGCUACACCGUUUUCAUUGGAUUGUUCCUGGCUAUAUCAUGGGUGGGGAAAAUCGGGGAAAGGAGAAAGCUAGGUUAAGGAAAGGUGUAUCUAUUCUUGUUGCAACUGCUGGACGUCUAUUGGACCACUUGAAGAAUACUUCAUCUUUUGUGCACAAAAAUCUUCGCUGGAUAAUAUUUGAUGAAGCUGAUAGGAUUCUAGAACUAGGGUAUGGCAAAGAUAUCGAAGAGAUACUUAAUUGUUUGGGCACAGGAAACCUUAAAUCUGGCAGCAAGGAUAUUUCAGCUGUGAAUCCUGAAGUUCAGAAGCAGAAUUUGCUUUUAUCGGCUACAUUGAAUGAUAAAGUAAAUCAUCUUGCGAAUGUUAGUCUUGAAAAUCCAGUGAUGAUUGGUCUUGAUGAUAAUAUGUCAGGAAGUAGAACUCGUAAUGUUUCUCUUGAAUCAAAUGGGGUUGAUAUAGUAAAAGAAUCCAAAAAAACCUUAGAUGCUUCAAAUGAGGAAUACAAACUUCCGACUCAGUUAGUACAGAAGUACAUUAAAGUGCCAUGUGGUUCUCGGCUUGUGGUGCUUCUUUCCGUAUUGAAGCAUCUCUUUGAGAUAGGAGCUUCACAAAAGGUUGUGGUGUUUUUUUCAACUUGUGAUGCUGUUGAUUUCCAUUAUUCUCUACUUAGCGAAUUUAAAUGGACCGCUAUGUUACAAACAAAGACAGAAGUUAGUCAGAAAUUUUUGGGAUGCAAAAUGUUGCGGCUGCAUGGCAACAUGAAUCAUGAGGAUCGUAAAACAACAUUCCAGGCAUUCAAAACAGAUAAAUCAGCUCUUCUGUUCUCUACAGAUGUUUCUGCUAGAGGCCUGGAUUUCCCCAAAGUCAGAUGCAUUAUCCAAUAUGAUUCUCCAGGCGAGGCUACUGAGUAUGUUCACAGGGUUGGGAGAACUGCCAGGUUGGGCGAGAAGGGGGAUUCUUUACUUUUCUUACAACCAACUGAAAUAGAUUAUUUGAAAGAUCUGGAAAAACACGGGGUGACGCUGACAGAGUAUCCCGUCCUAAAAUUACUGAGUAGCUUUCCCAUGUUCAGUAUGAAGCAGCCAGCCAGCAAGUUUAUUUCAAUAGAGAUGCACCCGUUGUUGCUUGCUUUGCAGAGAGCAUUAGAGUCCUAUGUUUCAGUGGAGUCGAAGAUAAAUAAAUUAGCCAAGGAGGCAUUUUCAUCAUGGGUUCGUGCAUACACUGCCCAUCGUGGUGAGCUGAAACAGAUCUUUAUGGUCAAGAAACUUCAUUUGGGGCACGUGGCCAAAAGUUUUGCAUUGAAAGAUCAGCCUUCGUUGGUCAACAGAUCAAUCCAGAAACAACUAAAGAAAAGGAAGAGGAAUGAUAACCGGAACGAUAAACAGAAAGUGAAAUCAAAGAAGAGGGCUAUAAGUAAAUCUUGACUUCUCAAUGCUGUGGAUAGGGAAACCCCUAUCUCCCCUUUUGCUCGUCAGUAUGUAGGUAAGAUGUGCAGUCAUCAAGCGGCUCAAAGAGGAUGCCAUUGAGCCGUGGGUUAAAGUGGCUAUGGAGGAGAGACUUCCUCUGAAGCGUAAUUCUCUCUGAACGACAACUCCCGAUUUGUGCUGAUGAAGUCGGCUUCGUGAUCCGUCGUAUUUUGGGCGAGAAUUGCAUAAUUAUAUAGGUGAGGAUAUGAAAAUAUGCAAGGCUGAGGUCCAAGUUGAAAGGCUCAGCUUGAAGUGGUGGUUCAGAAUUCAAAACAAGACAUUUUGUCCAGCCGCUACAUAGAGACGGUAUAUGGAAGCUUGACAGCUUACUGGUGUUCGAGGACAUGUGCACUAGAAUAUUUGAAUUUUACCUUCUGAAAAAACGCAGCUGAUUUUGUAAGUUAGAAAAGAAUUUCGUUGAGCUUAUAGAUGAGCUAAACUUGAGUUUCAUGAUAAUUGGUUUGUUGAUUCAUUAGCAAA